Molecule: messenger RNA, 8150 nt
Organism: Penaeus vannamei (Pacific white shrimp)
Lineage: Eukaryota; Metazoa; Arthropoda; Malacostraca; Decapoda; Penaeidae
Source: RefSeq, a predicted model, not a curated record
AUGUACGGGCGCUACUCGGCCAACCUCGCCGAGUACGCCCGUCAGGAAGCCCGCCGCCUGCGCGAGGACGACCACCACAAGGACGAGGUUCUCUUCUCCAAGGAGCUGCAGCCGUACCGGGGGAGGGUCGCCCGGACCUGCAUCUCCUUCAUCAGACCGAUAUGGGACCACACCUUCGCCCGCCUCGGAGAAGACUGGGUGUUCCUGUUCAUCCUGGGCACCGUCAUGGCCACCAUAUCCUUCCUCAUAGAUGACAUUAUCAUGAUCUUCUUCGGAACCCGAAUGCGCCUUCACACGUACCUGGGUGACAUCCACUGGGGGCUGCAGCUGUUCUCAUGGGUGAGCAUCCCGACACUACUGGUCAUCUUCGCCGCCGCCUUCUGCCAGUGGAUGGCCCCGUCUGCCGCUGGCUCGGGCAUCCCUGAGAUGAAGACCAUCCUCAGGGGCGUCGUGCUUAAAGAGUACCUCACCUGGAAGACGCUCUUAGCGAAGAUUGUGGGUUUAGCGGCUGUAUUAGGUGCAGGUUUACCUCUUGGCAAAGAAGGUCCAGUCAUGCACAUGGCUAGUAUUGUGGCCACCAUGCUGACCAAGAUGCUGCGAUACAUCAAGGGAAGCGUAGAGAACGAUGCCAGAUCAACUGACCUGCUUGCCGCUGCUUGCACCAUGGGUGUGGCUGUGUGCUAUGCUGCUCCCAUUGGAGGUGUUUUGUUCAGUAUUGAGGUAACGACAGUUUACUUUGCCGUGAGAAACUACUGGAGAGGGUUCUUUGCCGCUGUGGUUGGGGCAAUGUUCUACCGCCUCAUGUCCGUUUGGUUCAUGGGAUCCCAAACCAUCUACCCGCUGUUUAAAGUGCAUCUUGACUACGACUACCCCUAUGACGUCAUUGAGCUUCUGCCGUUCCUCUGUAUUGGCAUUGUGUGUGGUUUUGCUGGAUCGCUGUUUGUCUACCUCCAUCGGAGAUACGUCAUGUUUAUGCGAUCGAACAAGAUGCUUAAGAACUUCCUUAAGAAAAAGCGCCUCUUAUAUCCAACCUUUGUGACCAUAGCAAUCUCCAUCAUGACCUUUCCACAGUGUUUAGGUCAGUUCAUGGCAGCAACACUACCCGCAAGUCAACAGAUUUUGCAGCUGUUCAGCAACGUGACGUGGUCGCUCACACAACAAAACGAGAUCCUGUCCGGGGAGCAGCAGACCAUCCUGAGGCAUUGGCUACCUGACCUGGAGGGGAACUUCCACCUCAGCCUUUUUGUCUUCCAAAUUGUUACUGUAAUUCAGAUAGCUAUCUCCUCCACCUUGCCUGUGCCUUCUGGUAUGCUGAUUCCGCUGUUUAAGGUUGGAGCAGCUUUUGGCCGCCAAAUUGGUGAAGUCAUGGCGUCUCUCUACCCGUUGGGCAUUGCCCCCGGCAGUCCUAUUGUCCCUGGUGCUUAUGCAAUGGUGGGAGCAGCUUCAUUUUGUGCAGCUAUUACUCACACCAUUUCCAUCUCCGUCAUUGUCUUCGAGUUGACUGGACAAAUUACUUAUGUCAUACCAAUUAUGAUCGGUGUACUUAUAUCAAACUGUAUAUCAUCACUCCUGCAACCAUCUAUAUACGAUAGCAUGAUUCGUAUAAAGAAGCUCCCGUAUCUACCUGAUAUCAUAGCUACAGGAACAGCGGACGUAUACAACAUCUAUGUGGAAGAUAUAAUGGUGCGAGAUGUGAAGUACAUUUGGUACGGAAUCACAUAUGUUGAGCUGAAGAGAGUAUUGAAAGAGAAUCGCAAGCUCAAGUAUCUUCCGUUGGUGGACAAGCCAGAGUCGAUGAUCCUGCUUGGUUCCAUCCAGAGGAUUGAGUUAGUCAGACUGCUCGUAGAACAGAUUUCGUCAGAAAAGCGCAGGAAGGAAGCCACAAGAAGGCACCUUGAAGCUCUAAGGCAAAAGUGGGAGGAAGAGGAUGCGGCAGGAGGACCAAAGCAGAGCCGCAUCCGAUACGAGGAUGAGAUCAACGAGUAUGGUGAUGAUGAGCCAGUGACUACGCCCAGUCUCAUGCACAGAUUCUCAAGAUCUUUGAGUAGAUCCUUUUCACGUUCUAGAUCGGGUUCCAGGUCACGUUCAAGGUCCCGAAGUCGCCAGGGAAGCCCAUCAAGCGACAGCGACGAUUCCUCCACUUCCCCGCCGGGGUCACCUGCAUCCACACGCUCAAAGCACGAUUCUGACUCAGCCACACCUCCUGGCUCUCCAGCUGUUAAUCGCUUGAAGGAUCUUUUCCCGUCAAAGUCUCCGGUGACCCGCAAAUCAUCACGAUUUUCAGUAAGCAAGGUGGAUGGUGCAAUCACUGGAGGGGAAUCAGAAGGCGACGGCAAAGGAGAUGCUGCUGAAGAUACCACAGGAAAGCCAGUCAAGAAGCGUUCCACCUUUGACCUCCUCAAGGGCACAGGCAACAAGUUGCGCAGUGCAUCCUACCGCAAGAAGGAGAAUGGCGAGAAGGACCCAGUGAAGGAGCUGCGCAGAAGAGCCACACUGAAGAGAUCAAACUCUUUGGAUUCAGCAAGUUUCAGAGCAGUCAGCACUGAGGAUACGACAGACACCAAGGUUGCAAAGACAGAAUCUCCAAAGAAGGGUAUCCUGAAAAGACGAAACUCCUUCAGUCUGGGCAGCGCAACAACACCCAUUGCCUCACCACCAGAAACCCCAUACCAGACCAUCACUGCAGGAGAUACAAAGCUUCGCAGUGCCUUUGAGAAGAUGCGCAUGAGAAUGGAGAGUGCAAGUUCAAUGGAAUUCAAACUCUCUCAGAUUUCACUCUUCAAGUCAAAGAAGAAGGAACAAAUAAUGAAAAAGCCAGUUCUGGAUCUGACGGAGGAGGAGAGAUCUGUCUGGGAGUUGAUGGAAUUGUCAAAAGAGGUGGACUUCACAAGGUGCCACAUCGACCCCGCACCAUUCCAGCUGGUUGAAAGAACUUCACUCCUCCGAGUUCACUCCAUGUUCUCCAUGCUGGGUAUCAACCAUGCUUAUGUGACUGCCAUUGGACGUCUAAUAGGAGUGGUGGCUCUUAAGGAGGUCCGCAAUGCUAUUGAUGGCCAGUACGUAGGCCAGACAUCAAACCCAACACCUCAAGUGAGCUCUCCCAAUACGCCCACCUCCCCCAUGCGAUCCGCUCUUGUUUCAGGGACAUCUCCUCAGAGACUUUCUACCUUUAAUCCCAUCAGCUAUUCCGACCCGGAGGCCGGCACACUGUCCCACAGGGGCUCUAGGACUCAGUUGGUCAAUUUUACAAAUGGUGCUUCACACAGCUGAGGAAGUAAGACUUUAGGAGAUUAAGGAAAUUGGUGGACACCUGUGAACUGUGAUCUAAGUCGUGAACCUUCGUCACUUGUCAGCAUCACCACAGACAUUGACACUUGACGCCGCAUUAUAUGUAUAGCAUGAGAUGGCAUGGAAUGACUCUUAAUUACCUACCAUGGAAAUUGACCAAAGUUGAGGACAUUCCAGUAUUUAUUUUCAAGCAGUGCUCUUGACCAUUUUGUGUUUUAGAACACGUUAUGACCCUUCUAGAGAGGAGUAAAUAGAUUUUUCUGUUCUGACUUCUUUGAAAAUGGAAAAUAUUUUCAUUAAAUCGUUUCUGUGUCUCCAAGAUAUAUAUGAAAAUGGAUAUCAUUGGUGACUUUCCGGCAUUUGAUAUUGUUUUUAAAUUUAGUGCGUUUGUAGUGAACUAUUUAUGACCCAAAGGAAAAAUAUCCUUUUGUGCUCAUAAUGUCUAUUUGAUCCAAGUAGUUUUAAAAAUUAACAUGUUAUCCUACAUAUGAAAGGAUGAUUAGUCCUUCUAUUUAUGUAGGGGUAAAUAAUGUCCAUUUUUUUAUUUUGGUAUUCAAAUAAUAAGUACCAUAGUUUGCAGAUUUUUCUUAAACAGGAAACCGUAACAAGAGACUAAAAAGUUGGAAUGGUCACAAAUAAAGAGAAAAUAUACAUGUAAUGUAUGUUAUAAACUAAGAAGCAUCUUGAUUUCAUAACCAGUCCGAACCCCUUUUUCAGUACAUGCUUUAAAUGUCAAUCCCUUGGACAAACUGAACUGCAUUUUCAGGGUCACUGUGGAGGAGGGCUUACUGUGAUAAAAGUUACCAGAGCAAUAGAUAUGUACCAUUCCUUACAAAGGAUGAAAUUAUGAUUUUACUAUUAUUAUAACAAUGAUUACUUAUUAUUAUUAAUUAAUAUAAUUAUCAUGAUUAUUAUUGUUUCUCACUGCUCGUAACUAUGCAAUUAUUUGUAAUGAGUUCCUCUUAACUUUUCUUGUGUGAUAAUGGGAUUCUAGCAAGAUACCCUCGUUCUUUUUAUUUUAUUACUAAUGAUUAUAUCAUAAAAUGUUCCUUUGUGAAGUUUCGUGGUAUGAUUUGGGAAGUGCGUUAUCUCAUUACUGAAACAUCGGCACAAAUGCGUCUUUCACAUCUUAGUCAUUAAGCAACCUUUUUUUGGUAAUAUUUUCGUUUGUAUGUCCAUUAAUGAACUUUGUUUGUGUUACACAGUUCAUUACAAGAUAAUUUCAUUACAAUGUACUCAUGAUGUAUUAAGUAUUUUAGUAUAUACGGAUUAAAUUUGUAACUUCUAUAUGUGAAUCUCAUAUUUGUUAUUACAUGUGUAUUAUAUAGAAUUGUUUCAUUUUCUAAAGCAGUCACCAUCCUUCCCUAUUUUUCCAAUCAUAAAAGAGAGAAAGGUGGAAAGAAGUAGCCUUUUUUUAAAUAUAUCUGCUUGUGUCAGCACAAUAUAAUCCAAUGAUCAAACGUCCAAUAUGCAAUUUCAUGUGUGGAGAGAUUCUUAAAGACUUUCCAAGCUUUUUUUCCUAAUAUUACUCUGCUUUUGUAAGGUAAUGUGUUUUUAUAAUGUCAUAAAAAUGUUUUCUCACCCUGUAAAUGUACACCCUUAUAAGGAACCUUUCUCUUAUUUUUUUCCUUGUUUAACCCAUAGAACACACUUAUCAUAUUCUAAUUCUUGGGUAGGAGAGCUCCAAAUAAUUUGUAGUAAAUUCAUGCAAAAAAAAAUUAAACUGCUUUACAGGCUGCUUUGCAAGGUAGGUUAAACACAAUGUAGUGUAUGCAAACACAAAAGCUUCUCAUGAAUACUGAAUCACAACACCCAACAUUAUUUCAGUUUGUAAUACAUCUUUUUUGUGUGUUAGAACUAUAACAUUUUGGAAUCAAUUUGCAAUGCCCUAUUGGUGCACAUAAUGCUAAUGCUUUAUUCCCAGUUCUUCAGAUCUUAAUAACACUACUUUUGGUUAUUUUUGAGUUCUUCAUCAAGGCAUGUAUAUAAUACACAUUUAAUUUUUGCUUUUUGACUUCAUUUCUUUACUCUUAGUACUUUCUAACUCAUGUAUUAGUAUUUUCUAUUUCAUGCAUCUCUUUGUAUUUACACAUUUAAGUGUUUAUGUUAUUACUUAGAUAAAAAUCAUGUACUCAUAAAAUGUACAAGGACACACCAUUCUCUCAUUUUUCAUGAACACAAGCAUGUGUGUAUGUAUGAACGUUUUCUCUUAACCUUAGCCUGUAAUUGGGAAAUGUUUUAUUUAUUAUACCUAUCAGACUUGCCUUCAUAAUUGUAUGUGAAUGAUUGUUAAAGAUUAACAGCAUAUUCUAUUUUGUUUAAGUUUCCCAUCUCAGACAUGAAAGAACCUGUUUUAUACCCAGUGAAUUGAACCAUUGAAAAAUUGUUGAGCCUUUGAUAUUGUAGUGAAUAUUAUCAUUAAAAUAUGUAUAUUGAAAGGUCGAAAGUGCCUCCUUAUAUAAUGUGAUAAAUUUCCCAGCGAGGAAUUACUGUAAAUUUGGAAAAUAGGGUUGAUAAAUGUGAUAAUUAAAAAAUGUAAACACUUGUUGCCACAUCAGAGGAGAAUGUGUGUGAUAGAACAAAUGUCGGUAUUUUUUUAGGAGACAACCUUUCAUCUUUCUUAGUCAUCUCACAAUCCAUGCUCAAGACUCUUCUUCCCUUGAUUUUAAGAUCAUAGAUAUCUUUUAAAUUAUUUGGUUCUUUAAUUUAGACUGCGUGUAUUUUUAAAACUUUAAACUUUUUUAUCAGAGAGAAUGAUGCUUGGUUUUCUUUGCUUUGGAAACCAUAAAAAUGUAUACCAUAAGACCAGGAUUUUUUUUUACCACUCUUGACUGCCUGCAAAUAUUAAAACCAUUUAUAUGAAAAAAAUCUUUGAGCAUUAUUACAGCAACUGAAGAUAGCUGUUUUAAUGAAUUUAACUUUUUGCAGGUUAAUGAAAAUCUGGAGUGUGUGCUAGACCUCAUGUGUCAUAAGUCCCCACAAAUAAAAUCAUCUAGCAACUCUUUUUUUUUUUUUCUCUCUCUCUCACCUCUCUCUCCUUCCCCCUACAUCUCCUUCUCCCUUUCCUUCUUCCUUCCCCCUACCUCUCUCAAGCCACUUUUCCUCCAAAGCACAUACUUCGCAUAUUUCUUUGAGUUGUGUUCGAGGCCUUUACAGGAGGAUAUUGUCUGUGUUCUAUUAUGUGUACUAUCUUCAAAUGUAUUGUUCUGGAGUUAGUAUGUACUUUUUUAGCUGAUAUUUGGAAUACUCUUGAUUUCUCAUACAUGAUUAUGGCAGUUGCUAAGAGGUGUCAUCUGCAUGGUCGUUUUAUUCAAUAUAUUAAUUCAAGCUUAAUGUGUCUGAUGUUAUUUGAAAUGUUUUUGCAAAGCUCUAACCUCUACAUCACAAAACCCCUAAAUGUUGUGAAACAAAAAAUAUUCUUGUAAAUUAAAGUGUCUCUUAGUGUGAGGGCAAGCUGCAUAAUCAUUACUGAAGUAAUACAUCUGCAAAAUUCUUUGGUAAAAGCAAUAUCCCUAAAUACAUAUGCUUUAUAGCAUUAUUCUCUGCAAGUUAAAAGUAUAUAAAAAAAACUUAAUGGCAAACAAUGUUAGCUUGAGACAUGGAAGAGGUGCAGAACAGUGCUUUACUCUUAACAUUGCAGUCUACACUAUAAUGUCUUGACCAAGAAUUUGCAGUAAUAAUACACUCUUCUCAGAUUCCUUGAAAUGAGAUUAAAAUUAAAAGUGGUUUUAUGUAUAUAACUUUGAGCAUAAACAAUGAUCUGUGUCUCAUGUCACAUUCCCAUUUCUGCUCUCUCUCUCUCCAUAGCAGCCAGUUUGACUGUAGAUCAGUGCCGAUUCUGAAAACAAAGCUAGCUGCAUUUAUUUUUGCAUUUUAAACUCAUGGAUGAGGUUUGUAAAGAAUAUAUUGAAGUUCAUCCUGCCUCACAGAGCACUUAUACAGCAUAUAAAAGACACCAUAGAUAUGAGGUGCAUACAUAUAUAUAUGUGUAUAUAAAUAUAUAUUAUGAGUGAUAUUUACCCUUUGUGACAUCAGUCAUGUUUCUUACAAUCACGUCAGCUUCUUUACCACAACCCCAUUUUGAUGGUUGUAUUUGCAAGCCUGUAUUUUUUACUGAAUUAUCCAGCCCAGCUCAGCCUAUUAGUUAAAAGGAUUAUUCAGCUGAUAAAGAUGGGUUAGAAUAUUGUAGAUAGCAUGAAUGCUCUUCCUCAUGCUGUAUAUGCUCACCUUUUGAUGGUUAAAACCAUGAUUGUUGGUGCUCGUCCCUGUAUUUUCUUCUUCCCUACAACCUUUACAAUAUACAAAUGUGCCGCCAGAAGGUUGAGCAUAGGGUCAUUUGUUUGAACUCGAGUGUUAUUUUAUUACUCAUUACAUUCUAUGGCUUGCUAGAUAAAAACUUUUGGGAUUGCCCUGUUUUAUCUGUUUGUGGAAUGAGUUUUUAGUAACAUUACUUUUUUAUUAAAAGAUCAUGCACUAUGGUAUAUUAUGUCCAUUUUCAUGUCGAUAGAAUGUUAUAAAAGACAAGCAUCAUGCAAUAACCCUCCUGUUUUGUUUAAAUGUGCUAAUUAUCUCAACAAUUGGGCAGAUUCUACAUGCUCAGUAUUAUGUACUCAAGAUGAAAGUAACCAAGUUAUCAAGUUGUAUAAUUAUACAUUUUGUUCAAUAUGAUAUUUUUCCUCUCCUUAAUAAUGUUAACCAAAUACUGGUGUGAAGUAAAGCACCAUUUUGAUGAAUGAAAAGAUUAUAGACUACAUUAGUUUCUUUACAGUUAGUUCAUUUGUAGCAAAACCUUUGUAUUCUUCUAUUAAAAUUUAUAUUACAUUCAUGAAGUGCAAGUUUAUGAGUAAACUGAAGUAAGCAUA